AUGGCAGGUGCACGUUUGUCCAAUGCGGCACAGACCACUUCAGUUCGUACGACAAUACCCAAGGCUAUCCCGACGACCAUUAGCGUUACGAGCCUUGUUGAUAUUGUCAUGAAGCGGCGUUCCAACUGCACGACUCUACAGCGUGUCCAAACAGCAUCCAACAUCAUCCACGACGUGGCCGCCCAGAUCAACAUCAGGAAAAUGCAGGAUCUCUUCUCGAGCUGCAUAGAUAUUAACGCAGUCCUUCUGGCCGGUCGCGAACCUCUUGCCGAUCAGAUAAAACAAAACACCCAAGCCCUUUCUUUCUCGGAUUCUCCAGCUGACAAGAACGCCCUGUCCAAGACAUUGGCCCUGGUUGUCAAUCGAUGUGGCCAGGCAGUCCUCGGUUUCGAAACGCAGCUGAGGGGUAUAAUGACUCUAGAGCAGUAUUUGAAGGACCCCUCGAUCGAGUGGUUUUUGUUACUUCAGGAGACCUUUCCUGAUGGCUUCCAUGAUACGCGCCCCAUAGUUGUCUCGUCUCCAGCAUACCUCGCCAAGUUGGAUGCACUCCUUUUGAAGUCCUCGACCAAGACUCCAAUAUUACCUCGCCUGGAUCCUUAG
Linnemannia hyalina is the source of this 600-nucleotide messenger RNA. The record is from the annotation of a GenBank genome assembly. NCBI's taxonomy places the organism in Eukaryota, Fungi, Mortierellomycota, Mortierellomycetes, Mortierellales, Mortierellaceae.